Molecule: messenger RNA, 3244 nt
Organism: Pararge aegeria (speckled wood butterfly)
Lineage: Eukaryota; Metazoa; Arthropoda; Insecta; Lepidoptera; Nymphalidae
Product: N-acetylneuraminate 9-O-acetyltransferase
Exons: 10
Coding region: 187-2577 (796 amino acids)
Source: RefSeq, a predicted model, not a curated record
CUGAUAUAUGCAAUAAAAAAUUAAAAUGGCAGGAAAAUGCGGAUGUUUUGUUGUGCAAACUUUAAUAUAUAUUAUUCAGUAAAUACGUUACUGACAAUACAAAGCGUUAAAUAAAUUAUUUAAAUCGAUUAAUAGUGGGUCAAUCAGUAAUUAGAAAGCUGAUUAGAUAAUAAAUUGUGCAAUAAAAUGGGUUCACACUCAAAGAGAAGUUCCGCCGAAUGGUUUAUCGACCAGUUGAAUGUGGGUAACGCUAAAUUACUGGCGUUUGCUCUUAUCAUUGGGUUUAUAGCAUAUCAUGGGAUAUUGCAUCUAAGAUACGGCCCAGACUCCUGUACAUGGUUAUUGUCAUCCGGAAGGUACAAAGGUGACCAUGAGUGGCAACCGUAUGGGUGUAUGUUACAUAAGUAUUCGAAAAUGGAUGCAAGACGGUGUUUACGGUAUUUGGCAUUUUGGGGCAAAUAUAACAGUUUCGCCUUCAUUGGAGAUUCGAGGCUUGAACAACUGUAUGAAUAUUUUAUAGGUGUUAUUAAUACAAGACUGGACAUAGAUUCCUCUUACUCCACAGUGGACCACCACAUGCCCAAUUACACGUAUGUCGACAAUAAACUCAGACUUUCUAUCACUUUUAUAUGGAGUGACGAUGUUUCGAAGACCAUGGUGGAACAGUUUAGAACCUGGCAAUAUUCAGACCGGCCACCAUCAGUAAUAGUAGCAAGUGCGGGUUUGCAACUGGUUAAGAAUCGUAACAUAACCGAUCAAGCAUUAGAGGAGUAUAAAAGGAAUCUCACCCAACUGGUGCAGCCAGUCGACUCGCUGGCCUCGCGCGGCACGCAGGUGCUGUGGAAGACGAUGGAGGCAGUCGACAUCGCCAGGCUUAGAAGCGACGUCAAAAUCAACAACGCCGACAUCGACGCGUACAAUAAAGCUGCUUUAGAGAUUCUGCAACACAGUGCAACGAAGCUGUGGAACUCGCCACGCCUGGCCUCCGCCGCGGCUUCGUCCGCUGACGGCCUCAGCAUCAGCCCCACGGCGCUGCGCCACUCUGCGCAGAUCCUGCUGAACAUGUUCUGCAACGACCACAUGAACUUCAACGACGGAACUUGUUGCGCGCUGCCGGAGCCCUGCACUCAGCUGCAACUGCUCACGUUCGCGUUGUUCCUUCUUUGCGCAGUGCUAGCCACCAUCCGAUUUAUAUGGCGGUGGUCGCAGAACUUCAAGCAACAGAUCGAUGGCUACUCCCUUGUCAACCAGACUGUGGUGGUCGAAGCCCCCUCAGCGAUGGCAGCCAUUGCCAAACUUGGCAUGAUCAUGGCAUACUUCUACCUAUGCGAUAGAACAAACUUCUUUAUGAAGGAGAACAAGUAUUAUUCGGAAUGGAGUUUUUGGCUGCCUGUUGGAUACGUUUUUGCUCUAGGCUUAUUCUUUACGGAUGAAUCCAGAUCUAGUAGUCACUCAAGAGUACUCCAUAGAGAACAAACAAACGAAUGGAAAGGCUGGAUGCAACUUGUUAUCCUUGUAUACCAAGUUACCGGUGCCAGCAAGGUCCUGCCCAUAUACAUGAUGGUCAGGGCACUCGUCUCCUCAUACCUGUUCAUCACUGGCUACGGACACUUCUACUACACCUGGAAGACGGGGGACAUUGGCCUGGUCAGGUACUUCAGGGUCAUAUUUAGACUCAACUUCCUGACCGUGGUACUGUGCCUGACAAUGAAUCGACCGUAUCAGUUCUACAGCUUCAUACCGUUAGUGUCUUUUUGGUAUACAUUGUUCUUCGUAAUAUGGGCGCUACCACCACACAUAACGCAAUCGUCAAGCCACACGGUGGAGUCUAAACCGUACCAGUACCUCUACAUAGCGAUUAAGAUCAUCGGCCUGCUGACGAUAGUCACGGUUCUGUAUAUGAGCGAAGUGUUCUUCCAGAAGAUAUUCGUGACCCGACCUUGGAAGGCUCUAUUUGUUAAUGCAGAUGACGAUAUACAUCAAUGGUGGCUGGAUUGGAAGCAAGAUCGAUACUCAAUGGCGUACGGUAUCAUAUUCGCCACGGCCUACCUCCUAGCCCAAGGCUACAAUUUGCUGGACGAUAAUAAUCACAGCAACCUUUUCACCCCGGGACUAUCUCUCAGCGCGACUCUCGUGGCCUUCAUAGGCCUCGGCAGCUACGUUACCUUCACAUUCUUCUGCACGAACACUUUCGACUGCAACGAGAUACACAGCUACGUCACAUUUCUACCUAUAGUCAGUUACAUUAUACUGAGAAACGUCUCAGGCGCGUUGAGAACCCGCCACUCCAGUCUUUUCGCGUGGUUCGGAACGAUAACUCUGGAGUUAUUCGCCAGUCAGUCCCACAUAUGGCUAGCGGCUGACACCCACGGUGUUCUGGUUUUGAUACCGGGCGCACCGAUCUUGAAUUUGAUACUCACAUCCUAUAUAUUCAUAUUCACCGCUCAUGAGAUACACAAAUUGACGGCGAUAAUUCUGCCAUACGCAGUUCCCGAUGAUUGGAAACUGGUUCUGAGGAAUUUCGCCAUUUUUUUGGCAAUUCUAGUUCCGAUCGGGAUACACGAUGGAAUGUUUUAGGGGACUUUAAGACACUGAUGCCCGUUUUCACUAACGGAUGCCUAACUAUUCGGGGGAUGCGGAAGAAAUGUGUCACCAACUCUUAGAUGAUGACUAAUGACGCUAGGCGCUCUAAAGUUACGACACCGAUUCGGCGGCGCGUAAUGUUUUAAGGAACUCUGUAAAUUGACACUUCACACAGAUGAAAAAUAUAAAUUCCUUUUUUUUGAUAACUAACUUAAAUCUAUUUGAAAAAUGAAAAAUAUGAUAAUACAAACACAGAUACCACAUCUUGUGGUAAGGAUCAUAGACAAGUUGGGUUAUAUUGAGUUGCCUAGAGAAAAUCGAUUGGUAAAAGGCAAAUGUAUGCCUAGGAGUCUUCUUUUAUUAGGCGUUACUUCCUUAGGCACUGCCUUGUACUUCGUUAGUGAAAAUGGGCAUAAAACUUCGCAUUAUCUUUUUUUUAUUGCAAGAAUAUUUCGGCACGGUGUGUAUAUUGCAUACAAAAUUUACCAAAGCUAGGGUAGGAAGUUCUUUGCCUUGUUACCGUUUGCGCAAGCAAUUAGAGUAUAGCAUCUAGCUCAGAGUUAAGAACAUACAGAACCCUCAUUCUGCCAUAAUUGCAUGCAGUUCAUUGUGUCCAAAAACAGUGAAAACGCCCGCUUACGUCUCACUUCACACCCGCGGA